Molecule: messenger RNA, 2765 nt
Organism: Euleptes europaea (tarantolino)
Lineage: Eukaryota; Metazoa; Chordata; Lepidosauria; Squamata; Sphaerodactylidae
Gene: USP20
Product: ubiquitin specific peptidase 20
Exons: 23
Coding region: 12-2765 (917 amino acids)
Biological process (GO): protein deubiquitination
Molecular function (GO): cysteine-type deubiquitinase activity; zinc ion binding
Source: RefSeq, a predicted model, not a curated record
CUAGGUACAAAAUGGUUGACCCAAGAGACAUUUGUCCUCACCUGGACUCCAUAGGUGAGGUCACCAAGGAAGACCUGCUUCUCAAGUCAAAGGGGACGUGCCAGUCUUGCGGUGCAGGGGGACCAAACCUGUGGGCCUGCCUUCAGGUUGGUUGUACUUAUGUUGGUUGCGGGGAAUCCUUUACUGAUCACAGCACCCUUCAUGCACAGGCCAAAAAGCACAAUCUGACAGUGAAUUUGACGACAUUCCGGGUGUGGUGCUAUGCAUGUGAAAAGGAGGUAUUCUUGGACCAGCGGCUGGCCGCCCACAGUCCAGCCCCACAGUCAAAAGGAACAGACCAGGACUCUCCUCCACUUGUUCAUCCUCUGAAAGCUGUUCCAAUUGCAGUGGCUGACGAAGGGGAGUCAGAAUCAGAAGAUGAUGAUCUCAAACCAAGAGGCCUUACUGGAAUGAAAAACCUCGGGAACUCCUGUUACAUGAACGCUGCACUUCAAGCCCUCUCUAAUUGCCCCCCACUCACACAGUUCUUCCUGGAGUGUGGUGGACUCGUGCGCACAGACAAGAAGCCGGCGCUCUGCAAAAGUUACCAAAAGCUGAUUUCUGAAGUGUGGCACAAGAAGCGCCCGAGCUACGUUGUCCCGAGCAGCCUGUCCCAUGGUAUCAAGCUGGUCAAUCCCAUGUUUCGAGGGUACGCACAACAGGACACACAAGAAUUCCUCCGCUGCUUGAUGGACCAGCUUCACGAAGAGCUGAAGGAGCCGAUCGUCGCUGAGACGCGGGACUCUGACUCGAGCGACACAGAUGACAAGCGAGAGGGCGACCGCUGUCCCUCGGAGGACGAAUUCCUCUCCUGUGACUCGAGCAGUGACCGAGGCGAAGGAGACGGGCAGAGCAAAACAGGAGGCUUGCUGGUGGAGGCAGAGCUGUUGAUCCAGGAUGAGGCCGGAAGGGGGAUCUCUGAAAAAGAGAGGUUGAAGGACCGCAAGUUUACAUGUAGCCACCGGCGCAGCAACUCUGAACAGGUGGAUGAGGAUGCUGACGUAGAUACUUCUGUGAUGCCCGUGGAUGGCAGGGCUUCCCCGGAAACCCUCCCUCUUCCCACUCCUCAUCCAGUCAGCCCUUCACGAACGCCAGAACCAGACAAUGAUGCAUACACCCGCUGCUCCUCUCGACCCUGUAGCCCUGUUCACCAGGACAUGCACUCCAAGCUCUCGAGCAGUCCUCCACGUUCGAGCCCAGUGAGGCUGGGACCCUCUUACGUACUGAAGAAAGCCCAGAUGCAGGCCUCUGGCAAAAAGAAGAAGGAGGUCCGCUACCGCAGCGUCAUCUCCGACAUCUUCGACGGCUCCAUCCUGAGCCUCGUGCAGUGCCUCACCUGUGACAGAGUGCGUCUCCUUACUGCUGCCGAUCAAGUCUCCACCACUGUUGAGACAUUCCAGGACCUGUCGCUGCCCAUCCCCGGGAAGGAGGACCUGGCCAAGCUGCACUCGGCCAUCUACCAGAAUGUGCCGGCCAAGACGGGAGCCUGCGGGGACAACUAUGCCUCGCAGGGCUGGAUUGCCUUUAUCAUGGAGUAUAUCCGAAGGUUUGUGGUUUCCUGCAUCCCCAGUUGGUUUUGGGGUCCAGUGGUCACCUUGGAGGACUGUCUGGCUGCCUUCUUUGCUGCUGACGAAUUGAAAGGUGACAACAUGUACAGUUGUGAACGGUGUAAAAAAUUGCGGAAUGGAGUUAAAUAUUGCAAAGUCCUCCGACUCCCUGAGAUCCUGUGCAUCCACUUGAAGCGCUUCCGGCACGAGGUGAUGUACUCCUUCAAAAUCAACAGCCACGUCUCCUUCCCCUUGGAAGGGCUGGACCUCCGGCCUUUCCUGGCCAAGGAGAGCGUCUCUCAGAUCACGACCUAUGACCUUUUGUCUGUCAUCUGCCACCAUGGCACUGCGGGCAGUGGGCAUUACAUUGCCUACUGCCAGAAUGUCAUCAACGGCCAGUGGUAUGAAUUUGACGACCAGUAUGUCACGGAGGUGCACGAGACGGUCGUGCAGAACGCAGAAGCCUACGUCCUGUUCUACAGGAAGAGCAGCGAGGAGGCUGUGCGGGAGCGUCAGAAGGUGGUCUCCUUGGCCACCAUGAAGGAGCCCGGUCUGCUGCAGUUCUACAUCUCCCGGGAAUGGCUCAACAAAUUCAACACCUUUGCAGAGCCGGGGCCCAUCACCAACCACACCUUCCUCUGCUCCCACGGAGGCAUCCCUCCAAAUAAAUACCAUUACAUCGACGAUCUCGUGGUGAUUCUUCCCCAGAACGUGUGGGAGUACUUGUAUAACAGGUUUGGUGGUGGCCCAGCCGUGAACCACCUCUAUGUGUGUUCAGUAUGCCAAGUGGAGAUCGAAGCCCUGGCCAAGAGGAGGAGGAUCGAGAUCGACACCUUCAUUAAGCUGAACAAGGCGUUCCAGGCAGAGGAGUCCCCCAGCGUCAUCUAUUGCAUCAGCAUGCAGUGGUUCCGUGAGUGGGAGGCGUUCGUAAAAGGCAAAGACAAUGAGCCGCCCGGACCAAUUGACAACAGCAAGAUUGCUGUGGCGAAAGGAGGUGGCCACAUGCAGGUGAAGCAGGGAGCUGAUUAUGGGCAAAUUUCCGAGGAGACCUGGGUUUACUUGAGCACGCUAUAUGGUGGGGGUCCCGAAAUCGCGAUCCGGCAGAACGUGGCGCAAGUGCAAGAGCUGGAGAGUUUGCACGGGGAGCAGAAGAUCGAAGCUGAGACCCGAGCUGCCUGA